UCGAGUUGUCAUCAACUUUGUUCCACCUCUAUUUCGCACGGAAUUUGUUUGUCAUUCAACAAGAUUUUUUGUAAAUCACUUGAUUUUUCUUCAAAAAGCUUGGAAUAUACAAAACUACAUACAAGAUGUACCAGCCAUCCCUGAAAGUUCAGCCCUCGGAGGUGUCCGUACUGAAUGCCACCGGCCGUGUGGGAAUGCCCACGGAGGCCAAUUGCCUCAACCAACUGGCCCACGUCCACCGGCUGCGCGACUCGGAAUUGAACUACAACGAGCACCAGUACAACCUCAACAUGCAGAUGCUACGCAACCGCGAGGGUCUCGGCGUGCCCCUCAAAAUGGGAAUGGAGCGCUUUGCCGCCCGCCAGGUGGGCCGCCUGCCCUUCCUGCAGUCCAGCAACUUCAUGGACGACGUCCUGACUGGCCGUGUUGACUCCAUCGGUUUCGAGGACUUUAUGAAUCUUCCAGAGUACAGCGAGCAAAUGCGUCAGCCACACGCUGUGGUGGAGAAAUCUCUUGGAAUUCACCUAUAAAUCUUUUUAACUAUAGUUGCUUAAAUGCCUGGCAUUCAACAUACACAUUCUAAGACUUUAAAUUCAGCAAAUAAAAUUUAUUUUGGAGCCCCGGUUAAAGGAAAACUCGUUCUAUAAUUUAUUUGAGCCAAAUUUAUUCGUAUUCAAUUUGUUUUACUCCACAUCAAUAUUCAACUAGUUCGUUAAACUUAUACAUUUUAUUCAAACAAGUCUAAAAACUACUAGAAAUAUUGGCAGAAAGGAUUGUUGUACUGAGGAGAUUCGUUAAAAUUAUAAACUGAAGAGAUACAUAUGCAUCCACGUAAAUCAUAAUGCUCGUAUAAAUAAAACAAUAAGAGAUUGUAAAAUGGA
Molecule: messenger RNA, 881 nt
Organism: Drosophila suzukii
Lineage: Eukaryota; Metazoa; Arthropoda; Insecta; Diptera; Drosophilidae
Gene: Pomp
Product: proteasome maturation protein
Biological process (GO): proteasome assembly
Cellular component (GO): cytoplasm; nucleus
Source: RefSeq, a predicted model, not a curated record